This is a messenger RNA of Hippopotamus amphibius kiboko, 1149 nucleotides long. It is a transcript of the gene NEUROD2, whose product is annotated as neuronal differentiation 2. NCBI's taxonomy places the organism in Eukaryota, Metazoa, Chordata, Mammalia, Artiodactyla, Hippopotamidae. Gene Ontology annotation, biological process: nervous system development; regulation of DNA-templated transcription. The transcript has a single exon. The record is from RefSeq and is a predicted model, not a curated record. Gene Ontology annotation, molecular function: protein dimerization activity. Bases 1 to 1149 code for a protein of 382 amino acids.
AUGCUGACCCGCCUGUUCAGCGAGCCCGGUCUCCUCUCGGACGUGCCCAAGUUCGCCAGCUGGGGCGACGGCGACGACGACGAGCCGAGGAGCGACAAGGGCGACGCGCCGCCGCCACCUCCGCCUCCGCCGGGGCCGGGGGCUCCGGGGCCCGCCCGGGCCGCCAAGCCCGUCCCUCUCCGUGCUGACGAGGUGCCGGAGGCCGCGCUGGCCGAAGUCAAGGAGGAAGGCGAGCUGGGGGGCGAGGAGGAGGAGGAAGAGGAGGAAGAGGAAGGGCUGGACGAGGCAGAGGGCGAGCGGCCCAAGAAGCGCGGGCCCAAGAAGCGCAAGAUGACCAAGGCGCGCCUGGAGCGCUCCAAGCUGCGGCGGCAGAAGGCGAACGCGCGCGAGCGCAACCGCAUGCACGACCUCAACGCGGCGCUGGACAACCUGCGGAAGGUGGUGCCCUGCUACUCCAAGACCCAGAAGCUGUCCAAGAUCGAGACACUGCGCCUCGCCAAGAACUACAUCUGGGCGCUCUCUGAGAUUCUGCGCUCGGGCAAGCGGCCCGACCUGGUGUCCUACGUGCAGACGCUGUGCAAGGGCCUGUCGCAGCCCACCACCAACCUGGUGGCCGGCUGCCUGCAGCUCAACUCGCGCAACUUCCUCACCGAGCAGGGCGCCGACGGCACAGGCCGCUUCCACGGCUCGGGCGGCCCAUUCGCCAUGCACCCUUACCCGUACCCGUGCUCGCGCCUGGCGGGCGCCCAGUGCCAGGCGGCGGGCGGCCUGGGCAGCGGCGCGGCGCACGCCCUGCGGACCCACGGCUACUGCGCCGCCUACGAGACGCUGUACGCCGCGGCGGGCGGCGGCGGCGCGAGCCCGGACUACAACAGCUCCGAAUACGAGGGCCCGCUCAGCCCCCCGCUCUGUCUCAAUGGCAACUUCUCGCUCAAGCAGGACUCGUCGCCCGACCACGAGAAGAGCUACCAUUACUCUAUGCACUACUCGGCGCUGCCCGGCUCGCGGCCCACCGGCCACGGGCUGGUCUUCGGCUCGUCGGCUGUGCGCGGGGGCGUCCACUCGGAGAAUCUCUUGUCUUACGAUAUGCACCUUCACCACGACCGGGGCCCCAUGUACGAGGAGCUCAACGCGUUUUUCCAUAACUGA